Grus americana (Whooping crane) is the source of this 1520-nucleotide messenger RNA. It is a transcript of the gene OSTN, whose product is annotated as osteocrin. Gene Ontology annotation, molecular function: signaling receptor binding. The transcript has 6 exons. Gene Ontology annotation, biological process: hormone-mediated signaling pathway. Bases 251 to 652 code for a protein of 133 amino acids. The record is from RefSeq and is a predicted model, not a curated record. NCBI's taxonomy places the organism in Eukaryota, Metazoa, Chordata, Aves, Gruiformes, Gruidae.
CCGAGGUCAGAGGUGGGCUGAGCAGCUAAGUUCUCUUAGACUGCAGAAACAGGACCAUUUCCCCAGAACCCUUCAACUCAGCAUCGUAUUUGGAUAGUCUGCUGGGCUUCCUGUACACCCGUGUAUUCUCACUGAGUAUCUUGAAAGCAUUUUGGCCAGCACCACAGCCAAAUCUCUGUUUUCUGUUUGGAGCUAUUGGCCUGACUUCAGACUCCACCCCAUCAGCAGCUUACCUGUCACACUAGCGCAGAUGCUGCAGUUCCAGCUUGUAGUGGUGCAUUUGGCCCUUGUGAUUACCCUGCUGCAGCGGCACUCUAGCUCAGUGCUCCUCGUGGAGGCAGCUCCAGAGCCUUUGGAGCCUUCCCCUGCUCUGGGCAUGGGAGUACAUCCCAUUGCCAGUGAAGAGAAGUCAGCCACCGACCUGGCAGCCAAACUGCUCCUUCUUGAUGAGCUGGUGUCUCUGGAGAAUGAGGUGAGCGAGACCAAGAAGAAGAGAAGUUUCCCAGGAUUUGGCUCACCGAUUGACAGGAUUUCUUCGACCUCUGUGGACGCUAAAGGCAAACAGAGGAAAGUGGUUGAGCUGCCUAAGAGACGGUUUGGAGUUCCUCUCGACCGGAUUGGAGUGAGCCGUCUCGGCAACACCAAGGGUUAGCAGCUCCUGCAAGUGCUUCUGUUCUGAAUGACUGAUGCUGUAUUGGAAACAUUACAGAAAUACAGAAGAUGCAUCACAGCAUGACAGGACUGUCAUUGACUAAUGAUUCAACACUCAAGGAACUGAUCUCCUGCAAAAUCUGUUUCACGUUGCAUUUUACAAAUGUUGCAUUUACAAAUAACAACAAAUUCAAUUCAUCGGGUCAGAACGCUCUCACAGUUGUGCACAGUGCCACUGAUAGGAGGGAACAGAAAAUAUGUAUAUAGUUUAAUUGCAUGGCAUUUAUUUCUUAGACUCGCAGAAGUUCAUUAUCCUAGCAAGGACUGUCAGAUUUUUCGGAUUGAAAAUAAAACUUCCAGAGAUGCCAACAGCAGUCCAUGAAAAGCAGACAGUUUGCUUUGCACAUUUCUUUCAAGAGGGUGUGUGUUUGGUAGAUGAAGGGAGGAUUUAACAGUUAUGGGACAAGCCCAGAAUUUAUUUGAACUGCUGUCUGGGAGAAGAUGUCUACUGACUUCACUAGGAGUUAGUCUGAAUAAGAACUAUGAUGAUACCUUAGUAUUUGUCCUGAUGUUUUUAGUAAUCUUUCUCUUAUCUCUGCACCAUAUUUAGACAUGUUUUCAUUGUAUGGGAGAUCCUGAAAUGUGGUGAGACUUCUAGUUUCCUCCUUUAAGCUGAUGAAUACAUUUCACUCCUCCCUAUGCAUAACAUAGGAAAGCAUCCAAAGAUGAAGUCAUUACUUCCUAGGCCAUCUGCAUCAUAUGCCUUAUUUUAGCCUCUUGAUGAGUGCAUGGGGCAUAAUCAGAUAGACAUCCAAUUCUAAAAGUACAAGAAUUUCUCACUCUGGUAAAAUGUAAACAUCUCCUCUCCA